Molecule: messenger RNA, 1766 nt
Organism: Gallus gallus (chicken)
Lineage: Eukaryota; Metazoa; Chordata; Aves; Galliformes; Phasianidae
Gene: ADCY10L13
Product: adenylate cyclase type 10 like 13
Exons: 10
Coding region: 309-1748 (479 amino acids)
Biological process (GO): cyclic nucleotide biosynthetic process; intracellular signal transduction
Cellular component (GO): cytoplasm
Molecular function (GO): adenylate cyclase activity
Source: RefSeq, a predicted model, not a curated record
GCCCUUCCGUUGCUCAGCCAGCUGCCGUCGGGGACCGGGUCCCGGCUCGCCGUGCCUGAGGCGUCUCGGAGUCCUGGGAACAGCCCUGGGCCGCUCCCUGCCGGGGGAAGCGGCUGCUCUUUCGGCAGCGGGCCCAGCCUGCCUUGGGCGCUGUCCUCGAGCGAGUGAGGAAGCCCUGGAGGCCGUGGCUCGGUGUCAAGGGGGAAGCCUGGGUCACGGCGGCAGCUGCUCCACGCACGGGCUACAGAGGACAGCGCUGGCAGCCCACUGCGUUGCCCCAAAGAGGGCAGCUCUCUGGGAGGUCGGCGAUGACAUUCCAGAGCGACAUCCCAGGCGAUGGAGGACAUCACUGCCCGCUGAUUGUGAUGUCACUGUGGCAGAGGGUCAGCCGCCCCUCAGAGCGGCCCUGGGCUCACUGUGCCGCCUGGAGCGGUGGGCGUCUCGUCCUCGUCCCUCGCAGCGGGGCACGGUCGUCUUGUUCUGAGGUACCCCGGUACCACAGGGCGCUGACAAUGGCUUCUGCUUGGGAGAGGAAGUACUACUACUCCGAUCUGGGGAAGAAAGUGGUGCUUCUCCCCAGCCUCCUUCUCCGUGAGGAGUUCAAAGACAUUGGUUACCCCAUGAUUUUUGAGGGAGUGCUGCUCCUGGCCGAUGUCUCAGGUUUCACUGCCUUGGCAGAGAAGUGCAUCCAGCAGAGCGGCCCAGAGAGAGGAGCUGAGGAGAUGGUGCAAACCCUCAACGCCUACAUGGGUGACAUUCUGGAACAGGUGCUGGCUUUUGGAGGAGACAUCCUGAAGUUUGCAGGGGAUGCCAUGCUGGUGCUGUGGAGAGCAGCAGGGCCUCAGCUGCCUACGGCCAUCAACCUGGCGCUGCAGUGCUGCAGGAAGGUCCAGAAGAAGUACGGCACUUAUGACACGCACAGUGGUCUCAAGCUCCACCUGAAGAUAGGGAUCUCCGCCGGGAUGCUCUCCUUCAUGUCCGUCAGAGGCGGGGAUCGUCAGUUCUUCUUCGUCUGCAGCGGAGCCCUGGACGAAGUUGUCAAGGCCCAAAAGCUUUCGGCUGCCCAUGAGGUAGUGCUGUCACAGACCUGCUGGGAGCUGUGUGAUCAGAAGCGAAUCAGGGCCAAGCCUCUUGCUGGCAAAGGGGCCGUGAAGGUUGUGGGAAUGAGGCGCUUAGCUCGCCGAGAAUGGAAAGAUGCUGUAGUCCAGCUGAGCAGUGCCAGAGGGGAGAGGCAUUUGAAAGGGACGGGCCUCCGAAGGCCGACUCUUAGGAUGUGCGAUGAUUCUGAACUGGCAGCGAGGCUGGAGAAGUACUUAUCGACAGCUGUUCUCCGGAAGCUUCGUGAGGACGUGCCGCUGGAGCUGUGCUCUGAGCUACGGCCCGUCACCAGCCUCUUUGUCCAGCUGAAGUUUGCUGACAGGAUCAACGCAAUCGAGCUCAGCAGCAGCCUCGGUGACUGCAGCAACACGAUUUCAGGCAUCAUCAGCCCUCACAAGGGUGAAAUCAACAAAACUCUUCUGUUUGACAAAGGCUGCACCUUCCUCUGCGUGUUUGGAUUUCCUGGAGAAAAGCUGGCCCACGAGAUCACCCACGCCUUGGAAUGCGCUAUGCAGAUCUUCCACAUGACCUCCAUGGGCCUGAGAAAACUCCAGCUAGUGUCUGUUGGGGUCAGCAGCGGGGCAGCGUUCUGCGGCUUCACUGGCCAUCCCGAGAGGUUUGAACACACAGGUAGGGCUCCUUUGUCUUAGGAGUGUGAGGCUGGCAUG